CUGCGUCAUUGGGCUCCGGUCCAAUCGUUGAAGUAGCCGCCGCGUUAGACUCCGCCCCCUUGAGAAACCGCCAUCAUGAACUGAAAAACAGACGCCGACAGCUGAGACGCAUCUCAAAGCUUCAUCAGUGAAACCAGGUUUAACUGAUACUGGGUCAAACUGCUACAGAGCAGAUAUGAGCGACGUGGCGGACGAAGCGAUGGACAGCUCUGCAGUGUCCGAGGAAGAAGUGGAGGACCAGCAGGAGACGUCGCAGGAGGACCAGACGAGUCCAAACAAGAGCCGCUCCAAAAUAUCCGCUGUGGGUGAAAUCCUGGAGGGAAAGCGGACAAAGAAGACUGUGGAGCGACUCGACUUCCAGGCACCGAAGCAAAUGGAGAAGCUCAAGAUUGGAGAUGGCAGUGGAGAUAAAUUAGGAGAUAUUCCUCGCACCAGCUACCAGAUCACCAAGAUGAAACCGGCUGAUCUGAAACCUCUGCAUGCCGUCCUAUUCGACAGACCGGGAAAGAUUUCCACGCUAAAGAAGAACCUGCGGCUGUUUAACGGAUUUUCUUUUGAUGCCGACAGCGAACAGUACAAUAAAAAACGAGAAAAACUUCUCAAGAGUUCAAAUUUUACCAACCCCAAGCUGAAGGUCAUGUGCAGCGUUCUGGAUCUGGAGAAGAAAGGGACCCACUCAGAUCUGGUGGACAGGAUCCUGACUUUCCUCGUGGCACCGAAAAACAGCGGGAAGCGCCUUCCCGUGAAGAAGAAGAGGAAAUCGAAGAAGAAGCUGUCAGGCGACGAUUCAAAGGCCAAGACCAAGAAGAAGAGCAAACCUAAAGCCCGCAGCUCAUCGUCCAGCCCCAAGAAAUCCAAAGCAGGAAGCAAAUCCAAAGCCAUCGUCAUGGACUCGAGCAGCGACGAAGAUGAUGACGAGGAAGAUGAGAGGGCCGGAGCUUCUGCUGAGGCUGAGGGAUCAGAUGCUGAGGAGAAACCAUCGGAGAAAGACGAGGACCAGUCGGACAAGUCAGAGGAAUCUGGAGACGAAGAGGAGGACGACGAAGAUGAUGAGGAUGAGGAUGAUGAUGAUGAGUCUCCCAAAUCCAAGUCCAGCAGAGGGAAAGCUGCACCCAAGAAACCGGUGAAAAGACAGAGAGCACCCGCAAAGAAGGCGGGUCCUCCUAAGAAGAGAGCAAAGAAGGAAGCUUCAGACGAGUCGGAGUCUGACGCCAACAGUGAUGAUGAUGAAAAGCCCAAACAGAAAAAGACUGCUGCAGCCAAACCUGCUGCCAAAACAAAGAAGGCUGACAGCAGCAGCAACAGCAAGACCAACACAAACACAGCGGAGGACAGUACGGACGACGACGAGCCGCUCAUCAAGAUGAUUAAAAAAGCUCCGAGCGACGAGCAGCUGAAGGAGACGGUGCAGAGUCUCCUGAAGGAGGCCAACCUGGAGGAGAUGACCAUGAAGCAGAUCUGCCAGAGGGUGUUUGACACGUACCCAGACCACGACCUGACCAGCAAGAAGGACUACAUCAAACAGACAGUCAAAUCUCUCAUCACAUGAAGACCUGGAGAACGAGGUUGCUGCAGAACUCCACGAGGAGGAAACUUCUUUGCUUUCAUAUCAUGUUUGUUUUCAGCUGUUGACGAUGUUUUUUAUUUGUGUGACUCCUGUUGAGCUUUUCACUUUAACUCUGCAGCAUUCUUGAACUUUAACACGUGUCGAGUCCGAAACAAGGAUUUGAUUAAGUAGCAAAUUAUCUUACAAAACUAGUAGACAAAAAAGUAUUUUUUAUAUUGUAAGCAACUCACGAAAACUAAAAUGUGUAAAGAAAAAUGAACCAGGAUCAAACCGUCGGCUUUGUUUGAAUUAUUGCUGCAACUUCAGUUUGACAAACAUUCAGCCUCAUGCAAAAGAAAAGUUUUUUUCAGGUCAGACUGAACAGCAGUGGUUUGGAUGAUGGAAAAAUUAAUCUGCUUUAUUUUCAUUAAAAUUGAAGCUCAUCUUUGCGUUCGACUUUGUUCUUCACAUUUGUUUCUGGAUAAAAGUCUGUACAUAUGUUUCUAACUAGGUGAAGAUAUUUUUGAUUAACGCUGUUCAUUCGGGAAACAGUUCUCUUCUGGAUAUUUUGUUUCUCAUUAAUUUAGUUAAAACUGUCACAUGAAGUGUGCUGAAUGAUUUACUCACUGAUUAAAGUUGUACCUUUUUGAACAA
Molecule: messenger RNA, 2200 nt
Organism: Acanthochromis polyacanthus (spiny chromis)
Lineage: Eukaryota; Metazoa; Chordata; Actinopteri; Pomacentridae
Gene: dek
Product: DEK proto-oncogene
Exons: 12
Coding region: 176-1549 (457 amino acids)
Biological process (GO): regulation of double-strand break repair; chromatin organization
Cellular component (GO): nucleus
Molecular function (GO): DNA binding; histone binding
Source: RefSeq, a predicted model, not a curated record